Penicillium argentinense is the source of this 2091-nucleotide messenger RNA. RefSeq lists its product as uncharacterized. Gene Ontology annotation, molecular function: DNA-binding transcription factor activity, RNA polymerase II-specific; zinc ion binding; transcription cis-regulatory region binding. Bases 1 to 2091 code for a protein of 696 amino acids. NCBI's taxonomy places the organism in Eukaryota, Fungi, Ascomycota, Eurotiomycetes, Eurotiales, Aspergillaceae. The record is from RefSeq and is a predicted model, not a curated record. Gene Ontology annotation, cellular component: nucleus. The transcript is spliced from 9 exons. Gene Ontology annotation, biological process: regulation of DNA-templated transcription.
AUGCAAGAGGACGACACCUUGCAUGUAGUCCCUCCCCCGGCCGGAAAAAAGCGAAUCCCGAAGGCGUGCGGUGCAUGUCGGGACUCUAAAGUAAGCAAGCAAGCCUUUCCUGUUGGUGUUGUCUCAAUAUUGACCGACUGCCAGGUCAAAUGCGAUGGCGAGCGGCCAUGUGGAAGAUGUCAGAAACUAACGAAACAAUGUGUUUUCUUCGAAAUACCCAAGGACCCCGUCGCAGAACGACUUGAAGGCGUUGAAUCUGAAGUACAGUUUCUUCGAGAACAACUUGACGAAAUUCGUGGGCUCUUACAAAGCCAUGGCGCAAAUGGAUCGGGCCCUUUACUGGACGAUGUUUCUCCACGACAGGUCCACGAACCGCAACAAGAUUAUUGUCGGGUUAGCGGAUGUACACCAUCUGGCACCCAAGUAGUUCACGUCCAACAUGGACCGGAACAAUCCUCGGCUCUACAAUAUACGAUCUACCCAAAUGAGCAAAAUGAAAAUUCCUAUCGGAGAUCUGUUCCAUCUCUGUCAUCGCCACAUCAAAUUUCGACCCACUCGCAGUCUGAAGCACCUGUCAUCAGCAGAUUGAAACGCAAGCGCUCUUGCUUUGAAAUCCGAGAAGAUUCUGUGGCGGACUUCAUUGAUAAGGGACUCAUAUCUCUGGAGUGUGCUGCUUCCUGCUUCGACACGUACGUCUUCCUUUACGCCUGUUUUGAUGGAUCGUCUAACGUUGACAGAUAUAUCCCGAUAUUUGACCCGCAACACGAUACCUUUCAUUCGGUAAGAUCUCGAAGCAGCAUCCUAUUGAAUGCAAUCUGUACCAUCGGUUGCAUGGUGGAAACAAGAACUGCUGGCCCAAUGUCCGACAUGCUCCAUGCCGAACUGAAGAAAUGGAUCAACGUGAUAAUUCAAAACAAAGGUCUGAAUUGUCUCGAAUCGGUGCAGGCUAUGCUAGUAGUAGCAUGUUACUCUUCAGAACGUCUUUUGAUCCUAUCAUUUGCGACUCGGAUGGCGCUUGACCUGGGUCUACAUGAAGCUUUUGAAGAGCUCACGGAGCGACUGGCGACUAAGAAUGACGAAGAAAUAUACGGUGUCUCCGACCGCGACUUCGAACGUGAGCAGGCUCUGAUGAGGAUGUCGAGAACUUGGUUUGGUCUUCUAGUGCUGGAACAUAUAUUCCGAGUCGAUGGAGGCAAGCCUCCUGGAAUUAAGCUGAUUGGGAAUUCUCGGCGUUGUCGGAUUCUACUCAGUCAUCCCACAUCCACGGUCUUGGAUCUGCGGUUGUUUUCUCAGGUUGAGCUCAAUAUUCUGCGAGCAACAAUAAACGAUAAUUUAGGAUUAGGGACCACGCUCAACAGAACCGGAAUAUCCGACUUCGUCCACGAAAUGAAGAUAGAUCUGGAUCUGUGGUUCGAUGACUGGCUCCGAAUCAUCGAAGGCUCAGUAUCUGCACAAGAAGAAAAGCCGUUCCUACUCGUCGCUUUACGAGUCCAAAAGUGCUGGGCCGAGAUGAUGCUCAACUGCAAAGCAUUGCGCGCAAUGGGCGUCGAGAACGUGGCUGCAAUGACAACAACAGAGAGACAUAUUCUUCUCACGGCCAAGUACAGUGCUCGCCGACAUCUCCGGCUCAUCAUCGUCGAGCCAGAUUUCUAUCUGGCGAAACUAAAAUAUGCUAUGGACUUUGUUUGGGCGAAAUGCGCUUUCUCCUUUCUCCUCUUACUCAAGCUUUCGAGACUCCUGCCCGAACGCGAUGAAGAGCACCAAGAGCUCCUCGAACAUGGUGACCGGCUGAUCCAUGAACUGAAUAAGGCUGGCUCGAAUAGCAGCCAGUCUGGAGCAGGGAAUAUCUAUCUCCAGAUAUUAAAGGUUAGUAUUGAGAAGUAUGGCCGCGCUUUGCAAGAGUCUCAACAGCCCAGUACCGGUGGCUCGACGGCGACUUCGCCUUUCUGGGAACUGUUCGAUGCCCAAGCCGACCUGCAGUGGUUUGUACCAGAACAAUUUGUGUCCGAGUGGGACUUUCCUGGUUUGAAUCUGUUUUACUUUCCUACCGCUUGGCAGGAUUUCUUUGGGGAUUUCUCCCUGGCUAUGUAA